Messenger RNA from Zygosaccharomyces rouxii, 876 nucleotides. RefSeq names its product Dsc2p (gene DSC2). NCBI's taxonomy places the organism in Eukaryota, Fungi, Ascomycota, Saccharomycetes, Saccharomycetales, Saccharomycetaceae. The record is from RefSeq and is a predicted model, not a curated record. The transcript has a single exon. The coding region runs from base 1 to 876 and encodes 291 amino acids.
AUGUCGAUGGAGAAUCCUACUGGGCUGUAUAGAUACCCAGUGACAAAGUUGUGUAUGGUGGGGACCACUAUGGUUACUUUGGUAGCCUCUAUUGCCAGUUGCAAGUACAUCUUUAUUGCCAAAUAUGAUCCAUUCAUAUCUGAAUACCAACAGUACUUCAGGCUUCUGACUUUCCAAUUGGGGUGUGUCAAUGAAACGGAUAUGGCAUUGUUAGUCCUGAUAUGGUAUCAGUUUAGAAAUUUGGAGAGAUUGAUGGGUUCGUUAAAAUACAUUAGUGUGAUAUCGCUGGCUCUGAUAUACACAACUGUAUGCCUAGCAGGUUUAAACUGUCUAGUAAAUCGUAUAUUGCCGUGGAAAAUUUGGAACGGUCUGACUACAGGUUGUUUACCACUAGUGUUGGCUCUAUUCCAUUUUUAUAAAGAGUAUACACCCCAAGUCUAUGAAUUCGAAGUAUUAUUGACCCAACCGUGGUCUCAAAAGAGCCAUAGAAAGCAGUACAAAUGGAUUCUUAAUGACCAAUUUUUGGUUAAUGCCCUUGUUGCCAUUUUGUUGAUAAACCAAGGUGUGGAAGGCAUAAUUUGUGGAUUCAUCAGCUGGAUAAUUGGAGUUUUCUUAGACAAAGGUCUUCUACCUGGUAUGGACCGCUGGAGAUUACCACUAAUGCAACAUCUCCUAAUGCCAAAAGAUGCUAGUAAUAACCAGGGAGUCUACGAGAAUCCUGGGGGUGAAACUAGUGAAGAACUAUUGAUUAGAAGAGAUGAUCGUGAAGAGAGUCCGGGCGCCAGUAACGGUGCAUCGCCUCUAGACGAUGAGAAUGCUAAUGAUGAACCUGCAAGACCUCUUGGUGUACAGUUUUUAGAAACAUUUCGAACAUAG